GACGAUUAUCGACCCACACAACCUUUGCCCUUGGUUCUUAAUGUCCACGGUGGCCCGUGGUGGCGAGAUUCGUUCAUGCUCAGAGUAGACCAUCAAUUCUUUGCGAAUCGUGGUUACGCCGUGUUAAGUGUAAACUAUCGAGGUUCUACCGGCCUAGGAAAGACAUUUCUGAAAAGCGGUAACGCACAGUGGAGUCGAAAGAUGCAUGACGACCUGAUUGACGCUGUAGAAUGGGCGAUUUCCGGGCAAAUUGCAAUCAAAAACAAAAUCGCUAUUUACGGUGGAAGCUAUGGUGGUUAUGCAACAUUGGUGGGAUUAACCUUUACCAACGAUGUGUUCGCAUGUGGUAUUGACAUCGUGGGUCCCUCGAAUUUAGUUACCCUUCUCAAAACCAUUCCACCAUAUUGGAAACCGAUGUUUAACGAAUUUACCAUUCGAAUCGGUGGAAAUCCCGAAACAGAAGAAGGUCGAGA
Acaulospora morrowiae is the source of this 473-nucleotide messenger RNA. The record is from the annotation of a GenBank genome assembly. Lineage: Eukaryota; Fungi; Glomeromycota; Glomeromycetes; Diversisporales; Acaulosporaceae.